UUUUUCAAUUCUCUGCACAACUUUCUCUGCAUAUAGUUUCUCUGCACAUAUUGCGUGCAUUGCAUAUAGACAGCUUUCGCUUUGAUUACUCUCUUUACACCCCCUCUCUCCUUAUCUAACAACCACCCACCGCCAAAAUGAGCACUCAAACCUGCACGCACGUCACGCCAGAAUGCCCAGUCACAGCCACGACAUACGGCUACUACCCGAACCUAGGCGGCAACAUCUUCUUCACUGUCUUCUUCGGCAUCUUCGGCGCCUUCCAACUCGGUUUCGGUAUUCACUUCCGCUCCUGGACGAUGAUGACCGCCAUGGUGGUGGGCGCAUUCAUGGAACUCGCCGGCUACGUGGGCCGCAUCCUCAUGAACCACAACCCCUGGUCGCAAAGCGCCUUCAAACUGCAAAUCGUCUGCCUCGUGCUCGCCCCCACCUUCAUCGCCGCCGGCAUCUACCUGACCCUUAAACACGUCAUCCUUUCGCUCGGCCCGCAGUACUCCCGCCUCAAACCCGAGCGCUUCACCUGGAUCUUCAUCAGCUGCGAUAUCGGGUCGUUGAUCCUGCAGGCUGCGGGCGGAGGCGUCGCCGCGGCAGCUGGAAGUGAGAACCAGAGUCUCCUUAAGGCGGGCGACGAUAUCAUGGUGGCCGGUAUUGCGUUCCAGGUCGGCACGAUGACGGUUUGCGGGCUGUUGGCGCUGGAUUUCUUUAUCCGCGUUGCGAGGAAGGGGCCUGGCUUAGGCGGGGAGAAGAUCGUCGAUGGGAGUGACAAUCUGCAGGGCGCGAAGAAUAUUCGGUGGGUUAUCAUUGCGGGGAUCGUCGCCUAUUUCACCGUGUUGAUUAGGUGUAUUUAUCGUAUUCCCGAAAUGGCCGGUGGAUGGGGAAACCCGCUCAUGCAGAAGGAGGAUGAAUUCCUCGUUUUGGACGGAACGAUGAUGGCCCUCGCCGUGAGCAGUCUGACGGUCUUCUACCCGGGCUUCUUCCUCCCGUCGAUACGCACGGGACUGAAGAACAAGGCUUGAGAGCGCAUCUCUAUAAUAAACCCAAUCCCUACCAAAUAGAUACCCAACCAGAGUCAACACAGCGCGCGCUCAUUCAGUAUAUACGCAUGCAUAUGCUACAUGAAUAUAAACCAUAUCACAUCGGAUCCAAGGAAGCAACCGGGAUGACACAUUAAGAGAGGAAUCCCUGCGAGCGAAUCACGAGAUAGAUGUAUUUAAUUCAACGAG
Aspergillus heteromorphus CBS 117.55 is the source of this 1223-nucleotide messenger RNA. Its product is annotated as RTA1 domain-containing protein. Gene Ontology annotation, cellular component: fungal-type vacuole; plasma membrane. The record is from RefSeq and is a predicted model, not a curated record. The transcript is spliced from 3 exons. NCBI's taxonomy places the organism in Eukaryota, Fungi, Ascomycota, Eurotiomycetes, Eurotiales, Aspergillaceae. The coding region runs from base 138 to 1016 and encodes 292 amino acids.